AGUUCAUCUCGGAGUUAUCAUGAAAGUCCCCUCCCCUGCAUGUUUUGUGGUCUGUGGUCAUGUAGCCUAGCUGUCUGUACGCAAAAGAAAACUACAACAUGCUGACGCGAGUCCCUCUGGGUUUCAGUUUGAGACAAAAGGACAGCUAGAUGCCACCUUUCUCUAAAGCCUCCUCCUUCUGCUCGCAAUGGCAGGUAGAGGCUUCGGGCCCACUGUCAGUAGAGCUUGAGGUGUGUCUCGUCAGAACCUGUCUGAGUGCCGGAGGCCAUGGAGGCUGUAGGGAUUUUACUGCUCGUUGCUGCUGUUGUGUUCAGUGCUGAAGGUGCAGCAUGUCCAGUCUCAAUUCCAUACUGUUACAGGAAAAGCACUUUAAAGGAAGAAGAUUUCACUUGUGAACUGGAGGAUAGAGAAUCUACUCAUGGCGUCAAAUAUAUUCUUUUUAUAGAGUCCAGAUCAUUUGCUAAUGCUCCUCCUGAACGUGUUAAAUUCGAAAGCAGAGAGCUGAUUGUACACGUACCUUUGGAAUACGUACUUACUGGAACUCAGUCAGAUAUAUGGGUAGAAAGGCAAAAAGACAAUAUAAAUUGUUCCUCCAACAAGACCACUGUCAUCCUUAAACAUUUAGUCAAAUAUAGUUCCCCUGACAUACAGAAAAAGGUAAGGUCAGCUGGAAAUCUGAUGCUAAGCUGGCCCAAAACAGAAGAUAACAAAGGUGCGAUUCAUGAGAUCAGAUGGAAGACGAUUAAUGCUUCAUGGCAGAAUGACACUUUUGAGACUGAGGACAAUAAAACAGACCCAUGGGACUCCUACCGUCUGCCGUUGCAGAUCCACUCAGUGUACCAGGUCCAGAUUAGACGCAAGACCAAGCAAUACCACAUCUGGAGUGAGUGGAGCAACACUGUUGAAGUUCCUGUCGAAAUUAAAGCACCCGUUGUCCACUGGAGACAAGAAAAGAAAAAUGGCAGGAGGAAAGUUACUCUCAAAUGGGAUGUUCCACCUCCUGAAGCCAGUUCCAGUGGUGUCACAUAUAACCUGACUUUAAAUUUUCCUUGUAAAACUAAAAAUAAAACCACAAAAGAGACGUCUUACAGCUUGACAGCAGCUGAUUCUGAACUUAGGGUGUCUAUCAUUGCUAUCAACGACGUAUCCACAUCACAGUUUCAAGAGAUUAUCAUACCACCUGUCCAGCAUUUAAAACAUUGCCACACAAGUUUACAAAAAAUGCCAAAAAAGCACUGCUUGGAGUGGUACAAGCUCGUAGAUGGAGAAACCCGAACAUCACACGUGAACACUUCCACCCGUGCUACAGUUAAAAGCAUUAAGAAUGGUAUGGAGAAAUUUGUGCGUUAUUACUACUUUAUUCACACCGGACAGAACAGACAUCGAACAACCAUAAGCAUGUGCCCUAUUUAUUCUGAGGAAGGAGCACCUGUUGCAGAGCCUCAUGUCACAGUUGUAAAUGUGACUGAGAAUUCGGCUGUGUUGACGUGGGUUCCGAUUCCAGUCCAGGACCAGCAUGGGUUCCUGCUGCAUUAUGCUAUCUGGAUCUCGAAAGGCAGCUCUCACAUGGCUUAUUUUGAAGUGGCGGAAAAUCAAACCAGGUUCCUUCUUAGUAACCUCAGUAAAGAUUCCUCGUACACUGUCUACAUUGCUGGCCGGACAAAAGCUGGAGCUGGGCCUAACGCCACUGAAUACUUCUCAACACUCACAGGCCCAUUCUUCAUUCCCAACAGUGGCUUUUCAAAGAUAAUCCUGACUGUCUUUGUUUCUGGAGUUCUGCUUCUGUUCUCCAUUUGCUUCUCUUUUGCUCUCAAAAGGUUAAGGAGGAAGCUCCUACCAGUGAUCCCGAGACCUGUGAUUCCUGACACGGACCCCCAUCUAGAUCACCAGGACUUAAAGGAAGUGACGGAGGAGGUGCACAAUGUUACUCUUCUGUAUCGUGAUGAUGUGGACAAACCCAGCAGAUGCCUCAACCUGGAGCAAAGCACUAUGCUGCAUGACUGCCGACAUACCAGUGAUGAAGAGGAGGAGGACGAAGAGGAUGAAGAGAUGGUGGCUCAUUUUAUCAAUUCCUUUCCCAAUCCCAACUACAAAGGGCAGAUGCUGAGGCUUUCUGAGCCGCUGGAGGUAGCAGAGAAAAGCCAAACGGAAAGUAACUGUGACAUUAGCACACCUUCAUACAGACCUGGAUCUGUACUUUAACCUCAUAAAGGAAUUAAUACACUUGAAUUCCCAUUCUAAGACAUGUUGUACUACAUGCAAAACAAUGCAAAUAUAACUGUAAUAAUUGUACAGUUAUAGGAUUGAGGGAUGUGAGGCUGGGCCUGCAGGUGGGCUUGUGAAUGGCAACUGCGAGAUGUGCCUUUAGGCUGUGUUCAGACUGUAGGUGAAUCAGAUUUGUUUCUCAAAUCAGAUCUUUUGAGAUGACUGUCCGGUUCAGAUUUGCCUGUCUGGACAUCACAAAUGUAUCUGCAUGGUUAGCUGUGUCGUUGUUAAUCAACCACCGUACAACCGUCACUCUGGAUUUGGCGAGCUUGUUGUUUCUUGCAUUGCUCAAAAGUGAGGACAAAAUUUAUUGAAAUCUGAUUUGAUCAUGCAGAGCAUGACGCAAGACAAUUCGCUAUGAUUUUUCACAGCAUCUGUGUUUCUGAAGAGGAUGAAAAAACUCCUAAAUAAGUAAAUACCAGAAAUUAUGGAAUAAUAGAUUUAUUAAUGUCAGUUUCAAAGAAUUUGAUAGCCAAUAUUCUUUACAGAAGGUUUACCCUAUUCAUAUAAUUAGCACCACAACGUGGAGUAAUGAAGCAGUAACUUUAGUUAAUAAAGCCCUACUAAUCCGGAUAGGAUUAUUUCUCAGUGGGACGUCUGUUAAAAAUAUUUCACACUUCUACGCAGUGAUAAAACUCUUGCACCCAGACUGCAAUUGAAAAAAACAGGAGGAUCAGUGAGUUUUUUGUCUUUCUCUGUUACAUGACAUCACGUUCAGUAGCUCCUCCAUUUCCACUCGCUGUUGUGUUUAUGUAGCUCUCCAUGGAAACUCAAGCCCACGUGUAGUUGCGUUGCAUGGCAGUGGACAAAUAGCUAUUUUAUUAAACGCGAAACGCGAUUAAUGAAAGAAAAUCAGAAAUGUGCAUCCAGAUGGGACUAAAAUUACUGGUUCAGCGAAAAACAGUAGGUAAUUCAGCCUGUCAUUUUCUCAGAGGACGUCUGAGAAAAACACAUACAUGGUCAUUCCAGACGGGAAUAAAAUCACAGAGGACCCCCCAUAAAUGAAAAAAUUACCUUAAUUACUAAUCCUGUCCGGAUAGGGCUUGAGUCAGAUUUUGGGGAUAAGUCUCACUGAGUUAAGAGCACAUAUGUUUCAAAGAAAAUGUAGAUAUAUGAUGUCACAUAUUGAUAAAGCAUCACAAGUGGAAAUGAUACAAUAUACUGCAUCACAGUAUCAAUAUUUUGUCCCACUCCCAGUACAAACUGAGAUGCUUCCAAUUGUACAAUCACAUUUCUAACUACCUCCAAUUGUACUUUAUAAUGAGAUUUAAUAAGAUUUGGACUUGCAGUCUGAGUCUGAGUCUUUAGUCUUCGAUACAUUGCCAGAUCUGCACCUAUGAAGUACAAGCAUAUCAAUUGUCACAUGGUCAAACAUGCACGUAUAAUUCUAGGUCAUGACACAAUAAAACACUGCAGUGUUGCUGAAAUGAUUUGUAAAAACUGCAAUUUUAGAUUUCACAACAUUGUUUACUUAAUGUGAAACCGGAAAUAACUCAGGUUCUAAGAAGUGACCUGAAAACUUCUUAGCAAACGGGCUGAGGUGGCAGAGAUUAGUCACUCUCAAACGCCCAGUUGUGGUCACAUGUAUGAGCACAAGAGCUCGGUUUCACGAACAAAACUUCAGAACAUGCCGUUGUUUAAGAGCUUUUUUAGUGUACAUUACACUGGUGAGAAGCAUUAGUGUUUUCCAACAUAUGUAGGAGUUUGAAUCUAAAUAUAGAACAUAUUGUAGUAGGUUACUGUUAGGCAUGGAACUAAUCCUUUUUCUGGACGAUAUUAUCCUACAAAUAAUUGCAAUAAAUGAUUAUUAAAACCAUGAUAAUAUAAUUACAAUGUUUUAUAGAACAUUAUAUUUAAUGAAUUAAUUACAUUAUUAAGAACAUUCAGAAUUUGAAUUUGUAAUAUAAAAUGUUUAAAACUACUUCUAAAUCCUAAAUAAAUACAAAUAUAAAUAAAAUAAAACUUCUAUGUAAACUGGACUUUUAGGCUCUGUGGGUAAAUAUUGUACGGAAUAUUUACACUUCAGGUGACUAGCAUCUGGAUUGUAAUUUGGAUUUUAUUAGUCAUAGUAAAAUUUUAUUUCUGUGUGGGACAGAAUAUGCAAAUUUGGUCUUUGCAUGACAAUUAUUACUGUUUUUUUCAGUUGCACUGAGAGAAGUUUCGGUUCUCAAAAGCAUCUUAAAUAGACAGAUGCAUUCACAAAGCUAAAAAGCUUUGUUUCAGGCUACCUCUUGAAGUGUUUUGGGUCUGUAUAAGAUAGAUAAGAUAAGAUAAGAUAAGUUAAGAUAAGAUGCCUCUACUGUCGUUACACAGUGUACAGUGAAACUGAGCAGUAGUCCAAUGGCACUUUAAACGAACAGUAAAUAAGUAACAAUAAUAAUAGUACUACUAUAAAUAAUAAAUUAGACUAUUAGACUAUAAUAAAAAUGAAAUAUUCUAAGUGAAAUUAAUUAAGUAACAACAAGUAGAAGGUCAGCUGUAUUGCCAUUGGCUACGCAACUGGCUAAAAUAUUGGUUCAUUGUUGAUUGUCAUAUGAGUCGAUAAUGUAAAAAUCAUGACCGGCCUACUUAUUAUGCUAACUUUACUAGAUGAAUCUAACCCUACAACAGACCGUAGGUAGUAGGUUAUCAUGCUAAAUCUAAGAUCUGGAUCUGACCAUAAAACAGGGUGUAGAAGAUUACCCUGCAGAGACUGUGAGUUUGUUUAUGAGCACCACAGAUCUCAAAUCUCAGCACAAAUCAGACACAGUUUCCACAAUAUUCAGAUAAAAAUCAAGCAGAAACAAAUGAUCAGGGUGUGAGACUUAAGUGUAGUGUUAGAGUGUAGUGGUUUUUGUGUGCAGCUUCAUGGUUUAAGUAAAGCAGAAACCAGUAAACAAAUCUGAAUGAAUAUGUGUAGGUUUUGCAGCCUGCUUUUUUUUCUUUUUUCCAUUGAGCAGAACCAGCUAUACCCAGUUCUAAAUGUUAAGAGAGAAGGAAGUCUCGACUGACUGCAAAAACAUCAGAAAAACAUUCAUACCAGAACAUUUCAUGUGUCACACAGUGAUCAUUUAUUACGCUUUAUUCAGAUUUUGAAUUACUUAAUUUUGAUACUGUGCAACAUCACAAGUUUCUGUCUUGACUGGUUAGAAGGAAGUUGUAAAAAGUCAUUUAUAUCUAUUUAAUAAAUAAUAUAUUUUUAAAAGUUACCUUUUAAUACAUUUAAUGUUAAUCAAUUGUGAUCACAUCUCUGUGAUUUCAAAGUGUGAAAAAUAUCAUAAACUAUAAACUAAAAUUAUCAACAAAAUGUGUCUAAAAUGUUUGUCAAAUAAAAGGAAAUGAAGACAAAAUAAUCCAAAA
This is a messenger RNA of Astyanax mexicanus (Mexican tetra), 5604 nucleotides long. It is a transcript of the gene il12rb1, whose product is annotated as interleukin 12 receptor subunit beta 1. NCBI's taxonomy places the organism in Eukaryota, Metazoa, Chordata, Actinopteri, Characiformes, Acestrorhamphidae. The transcript is spliced from 15 exons. Gene Ontology annotation, cellular component: external side of plasma membrane. Gene Ontology annotation, molecular function: protein binding; cytokine receptor activity. The record is from RefSeq and is a predicted model, not a curated record. The coding region runs from base 268 to 2202 and encodes 644 amino acids. Gene Ontology annotation, biological process: cytokine-mediated signaling pathway.